Nerophis ophidion (straightnose pipefish) is the source of this 557-nucleotide messenger RNA. RefSeq names its product large ribosomal subunit protein uL4-like. The transcript has 4 exons. Gene Ontology annotation, cellular component: cytosolic large ribosomal subunit; ribosome. The record is from RefSeq and is a predicted model, not a curated record. NCBI's taxonomy places the organism in Eukaryota, Metazoa, Chordata, Actinopteri, Syngnathiformes, Syngnathidae. Gene Ontology annotation, molecular function: RNA binding; structural constituent of ribosome. Gene Ontology annotation, biological process: translation. Bases 16 to 486 code for a protein of 156 amino acids.
UUAAACUCUUGAAUCAUGUGCAUGCAUGGUAUAUAUUUGUGUUGUUUUGCAGGAAUAACUCUGCAGAAUGUAAACAAGCUGAACCUUCUGAGAUUGGCCCCUGGUGGUCAUGUUGGACGCUUCUGCAUCUGGACAGAGAGUGCUUUCCGUAAGCUAGAUCAACUGUAUGGCACCUGGCGUAAAGCUUCCUCCCUCAAAGUUGACUACAACCUGCCAAUGCAUAAGAUGACAAACACAGACCUGAGCAGGAUUCUGAAGAGUGAGGAGGUCCAGAAAGCACUUCGUGCACCCAACAAGAAGAUCAACCGCAGAGUACUGAAGAAGAAUCCCCUUAAGAACAUUAGGGUUAUGUUCAAACUGAACCCCCACGCCAAGACAGCAAGACGUCAUGCCAUUCUUAAGCAUGACCCCAAGAUCAAGGCAAAAAUGCUGAAACCUAAGAAGAAGCCUGGAAAGAAAGGAGCACCGAAGAAAAUCAAGGCAUAAAUUUAUACUUGCUGACUAGAGUUAAUUAAGGCUGACUGGAGUUCAUUAAGAAAAUAAAUAAUUGGUUUCAA